This is a messenger RNA of Dicentrarchus labrax (European seabass), 3531 nucleotides long. Its product is annotated as caspase a-like. The record is from RefSeq and is a predicted model, not a curated record. Bases 1370 to 2545 code for a protein of 391 amino acids. NCBI's taxonomy places the organism in Eukaryota, Metazoa, Chordata, Actinopteri, Moronidae. Gene Ontology annotation, molecular function: cysteine-type endopeptidase activity. The transcript has 8 exons. Gene Ontology annotation, biological process: regulation of apoptotic process; proteolysis.
CUGGUUAUCAUGGCACCUGUCAGUGGAUGGGGUAUAUUAGGCAGCAAGUGAACAUUUUGUCCGCAAGUAGAUAGAUAGAUAGAUAGAUAGAUAGAUAGAUAGAUAGAUAGAUAGAUAGAUAGAUAGAUAGAUAGAUACUUUAUUCAUCCCCAAGGGGAAAUUCACAGUUUCCAGCAGUAUCCACAAGCUGAUAAUAAUAAUAAUAAUAAUAAUAAUAAUAACAAGAGGAGGUCAAUUUAGAAGAACUAAUAGAAUAAAGUAGAAUAAAUAGCUAAAUAACGAGCAUGGGGCUAGUGUCCUAAGGUGCAUGGUCAAAUCCAGUGUUUGAAAGGCCUAAGGUGCAUAAGUAGUGUCAGUCAGUCAGUAGUCACACAAUGCAGGGUGCACUGCGUUAGGUGGUAUAGUUAUGAUUGAUGUGUUAGAAGCUCCAAUUGCUGAAAAAGUUAAUGCUGGUUCUGAUAGAAAGGUGUCAGAACACACAGUGCAUCGCAGUUUGUUGCGUAUGAGGCUGCAUACGGCUGAUUAGUGUACUUCAAAGCAGGCUCAUGACAAAAAGAUAUGUAAUUUGUGACACACAAAGCACAAACAGCAGGGGAGUUCUUCUUGGGUGCACGACUGGAUUAGAAAAACCCUUUUUAAAAAAUUAAAUAUAGUAAAAUGUUGAGAGCACAGAUGUCUGCUGAGCUGUCUCUCUGCACACACCAAGAUCAUUUUAAUACAAUUAAUAACCGGCACCACAACAUCUUCCCUGGUUUUACUUGUUUACCACCACUUGCAUGGAAAUAGAUUUCCUUGAUAAGAACAUUGUUAUCUCAGCCAAAAAACUAGUUUGACCACUUUUACCUCAAUGAAAAGUAUCAUCUAAUUAAGAUGUUAUUAGGACGCUCAUACAGUACGUCUUCUGGCUUAAUUUGUCCAUAUAUACAUUUGUUAUGUUUGAUUUUCUGUCCUUAAACGAUCAGUAUGUAGGAUUUAGUGGCAUCUAGUAGUUAAGUUGCAGAUUGCAACCAACUGAAACCUGUUUACGUCUGCGUUUGACUACCUGGGAAUGAGAACGGGCUGUGAAGCGUGUAGGAGAAACUAUGGUGGCUGUGAAACUCGCUAAAGUUUCUAUCUACAGUUCGUGGUUGUAUCUAUCUAUCUAUCUAUCUAUUGUAUGUGGUGUGGUUUUGGCCACUUCUUGCAUUCUUUAGCAACACUUCCAUGGAAGAAAUGUUUCCUGAUAACUGAUAACUGAUGGGGAUUACGUGCUGCAAAGCAACAUGUAUCAUUGUCUCAUGCAAUAUGUGAGCAGUGUGCACUUGUCAUACUUGUUGGAAGGCUGGAGAGUUCGAUUUUGAAUAACUCAGAGAGACAAGGCUUGUGAACAAUGGCAGAUAAGGAGCUUGCCACAGUGAGGAAAAAGUUUGUGAACAUGGCAUCCAAAGAACUUGUCAGUCAGCUCCUGGACGACAUUUUAGAGGAUGGUAUCUUGAACGAUGGGGAGAAAGAUUCAGUGCUUGAGGAGAACCUUAGCAGAGCAGACAAGGCACGACUUCUCCUUGACACGGUGAAGAGGAAAGGAGCCAAAGCCAGCAAGAAGAUGAUCGACCACAUCGAACACAGAGACCCUACACUUUACUCUGAACUGGGUCUAUCCUGUGGUCAACGUGCUCCACCAGCUGCAGAGCCCCAGAUGAAAUGGUCGACUUUGCUCAUCCCUACCACCGAUGCAUUCUGGACAGAAAAACAAAAAGAUACACAUAUUUACCGUGUGACAGACCAGUCCAUUAGGAAUCGUGUGGCCCUGCUCAUCACUAACAUGAUAUUUGCUAAUCAGAACUUAAACAGAUAUGGAGCUGAGAAAGACGAGCAGAACAUGGAGAAACUGCUCACAGAUCUGGGAUACGAGGUGGUGAAAUACACAAACCUCACAGGAAAGGACAUUGAUGAUGCCAUGACUAGAUUCUCUAAACAUCCAAAACUCAGGGAGACUGACAGUGUGUUGGUGGUUAUCAUGUCUCAUGGGAAACUGGGAGCUGUCCUCGGUGUGAACUACGCAGAGGAUAAUCCAGAUGAGUUCCCCAUCAACAACAUUUACGAUCAUUUGGGCUCAAAGAAAUGUCCAGCGCUGUUGAACAAACCCAAGAUCAUCAUCAUCCAGGCCUGCAGAGGAGAGGCGGGAGGAGCAGUACUUGUUAGUGAUAGCGUCAAACCAGCUGUGGUCUGUGAUGAUGUGAAUCAGCCGUUUCCAUUGUUCUCUGCUGGUUACGACAACAUAGUGGAUGAUGCUUUGCAUUGCGUACACAAAGAAAAAGACUUUAUUUCUCUUCUCUCCAGCACUCCUGAUACUGUCUCAUACAGACAACCCGAUAGUGGGUCUUUUCUUAUCAAGUAUAUUGUCGAGGUAUUCUACACCUGUGCACAUAACGAUGAUGUUGAAGAACUCUUCAGAAAAGUCAUGCAACGCUUUGAAGACUUUAACAUAAACCCUUCUCUCAAACAAAUGCCAACCAAAGACAGAUGCACUCUGACAAAGCGCUUCUACCUCUGUCCAGGCCACUGAGAAAGGAUUGAGUGUUGGUUAAUACAAACUUGAUGUCUUUACAUUAGGCUCACUGUGCUUUAAGAUGAACUAGUUGGUGAAUAGAUCAAACUUUGUUUUCCAUUUACUUAAAUCAUUGCAUUUAUAUUUUUAUAUAUCUGACAGUGUGACACUUCUAUACUUUGUGUAUAUUGUUGAAAAGAGUUAUUUUUAGCUAUUGGAAGUGGACAGUACAAGUAUAGUACAGUUUUUGUGUGUUUGGGUACUUGUGUUUUUCCAUGUUUAUUGCUUUAUAUAGAGGAACGUAGUGUACUUUUUACAAUCAGUACUUUAAUCUGACAGAUGAUAACUAUUACUUUGCAGAUUAUACAUACAACAUAUACAGUCGAUUUAUAAAAUACACUACAAAACAAUGUUUCAGAAUAAACUACUCAACAGUGUGUGUAGUUGUUUGGAACAACAAUGAACAAUUAAAUGCUGUUUGUGUAAUAACAAUCCAAAUAUAGCUUUUAAGUCAUGAUGAUUAAUUUAACUUUUCAUACUUCAUGUACAUUUUUCUGAGGAUUCUGCUGUACUUUUACUUAAGUAACAUUCUUCACGCAGGACUUUUAGUUGUAAUGGAGUAUUUUUAAUUGGUGACAUUUCUACUUUUACUUGUGUAUAGGAUGUAAACACUUCUGCCACCACUGGUUAAGGGGAUUUGAAGGAAUCAGUCUAUACUUACGGUGUUACUUGUUGUAACUCUGGUAGCUCACCUAGUAGAAAGUGCUUCCUGUGUACAGAGGUCCUUGCUGCAGGUUUGAUUUCAACCUGUGGCCUUUUGCUGCAUGUCAUCCCCCUUUCUUUAUCCCCUUUGCACAGGAAGUCAGUCAAUUAAGGGAAUUUGGGAUCCAUUUAGCAUCUUAACAAUACAAUAUGUGUUUGCUUUUGCCUAUGAUCCAAACUCCUGUUGUAAACGAUAAUGGGACAAUAAAAUACUAUAAAUAAAUGUGUUUAUUUGAAACAAA